Molecule: messenger RNA, 1671 nt
Organism: Penicillium manginii
Lineage: Eukaryota; Fungi; Ascomycota; Eurotiomycetes; Eurotiales; Aspergillaceae
Exons: 4
Coding region: 1-1671 (556 amino acids)
Biological process (GO): transmembrane transport
Molecular function (GO): transmembrane transporter activity
Source: RefSeq, a predicted model, not a curated record
AUGUCUCCUCACAGCCAAAAUAUCGAUCCUGCCUGGCCACCAGGCACAGUUCGGCUUGAUGACCUCAACGCUGGCUCCGAGAUCAUCCUAGAGCCGAAGCCUAGCAAAGAUCCAAAUGACCCCCCUAAAUUGGCCACGAUGGAGGAAGCAUUUGAACUUCGCUCUCGUCUCAUAUUAUGUUGUGAUGGUUAUGGCAUUGUGAGCAAUAAACUCCGAUUCUCGGGCUACCAGUAUAAAACUAACAAAAAUAGGGUCAAUGUCGCCACUGUCACCUGGGGUCCUCUCAAUAUCGAAUUGGGGUUUAGCUACGCUCUGCUUAACGACAGCUACGCCGCUGGCUGCGGCGCUCUUGCGAUCGGCGGAAUCUUCCUCAUCCCUUUCGCCCUCAAAUUCGGCCGAAGACCCAUCUAUGUUUUGAGUACUGCAAUUCAAUGUGGCAUCAGUAUUUGGUCUGCUCGAAUGCAAAAUGUGGCGGAUCUAAUGCUGGUUAAUAUUCUAAGUUGUAUUGUGGGAGCGCUUUCCGAGGUUAUGGUGCAAAUGACGGUCGCCGACAUUUACUUUGUUCACGAGAGAGGACUUAUGAACACCAUAUACUACUGGUUCAUGACGGUUGGCACCUCCUUGGCGCCUCUGGCGGGAGGGUUUAUUACCCUUUCGCAAGGUUGGCGUUGGGUAUGGUGGUGGAUGGCCAUCUUGUUCGGUGCAGGACUCCUCGCCUUCAUCUUUCUCUAUGAAGAAACGAUGUUUGCUUAUGAACCGAUUGAUGGGGUUCCCAUUACUGAUAGAGCGGCAUCUGCACUCCCAAGCGACAAAGAUGCCGAAGCAUUGGCUCAUGGAGGUGUUGAUAUCGCGAAACGCGAGGAAGUGCCUUAUGAGCCAGUUGAAGUUGACUAUUCGAUUCCAAAGAAAACUUACCUGCAAAGAUUAUCACUAUGGUCAGAUUCGCCCGUAUCAUUUGGGCAAGUAGCCAAGCACUGCUAUCGACCUUUUCUCAUUAUGUUCAGCAUUCCUGCUGUCCUUUUUAUGGCCAUUGAGUAUGGCAUCAUGACUGCCUGCACGACGGUCCCGGUGACGACCCUUUCCUCUGUUAUGACACUACCCCCUUAUAAUUUUGGGUCAUCUCAAAUUGGUCUCAUGGGUAUUCCACCGUUUAUUGGGACCUGUCUCGCUACUAUUAUUUGCGGUCCCCUGAGUGACUCAAUAGCUCUUUACCUCGCCAAGCGAAAUGGAGGCAUUUAUGAGCCAGAAAUGCGCCUUUGGCUUUGCUUGGCGUUCGUUCCUCUUGUUCCUGCUGGGCUUUUUAUGUUUGGAAUUGGCCUUAACAAUGGCUCACAUUGGCUUUUACCUGCCUUCGGCCUUGGUGUCUCGGCAUUUGGGGUUGUUCCCGCCAGUGGCGCUGCACUCACAUAUCUCACGGAUGCGUAUACCGAUAUUAUUGCGGAUUCUGUUGUCGCACUGACCUUCGUUCGUAAUGUUAUCUCAACUCUAUUUGUGUUUGCUCUUCAGCCAUGGGUUGACCGUGUCGGCUUGAAGUGGUUCUAUAUCACAUUCGGCUUGAUAACGAUGGUGGUCAUGUUUGGAAAUGUCUUCUUCAUUUACUUUGGAAAGACAUUCCGCGUCAAGUUAGCCCAUAAAUAUCGCCAUUUUGGAGUGCAGAUAUCGGCUCUUUAA